GUGCGCAUGCCCAAUUAACGCGAAGUACUACCUGUACCUGGUGUUCCGGUAAAAAUGUUAACGUUACACCAGCAAGACCAGAGUCAAUGACCAACGGGACAUGCUGGCUUUUUACAGUUUCACGCGGUGAAACCAUCUGGACAGAUGGUGGGUUCGGUACCCGAAUCCUGCUGGACCUAAUCUCGAGUUUAUCAUGCUAGAACACUGAUAAGAUUAGAUUGCGACCACUACGAUUUGUGUCUGUGAUAAUACAAGAUAAAGGUGAUGAGUGCGGUCGACGAGAAACUGAACAAGAAAAUGCAUGAGCUGUUCAUGCAAGUGCUCAAGAACAGGGACCUGUCUCGGGCUGGUGAUCUGUUCUCUUUGCCCGAUUCGGUCAUUGUCAACGAUUUGACCACUGUGCUGAAGGAGAUAACAUCAAUAGCAUCACUGCCCGGAUACUCGAGCUGCGACAACGACCAGAGCGUGGUGGAAAUAUGCAUCACAAGAGUGAUAUCCUGCAUCCGAGAUACGGGAACGGUGGAGCAGCAUUGCGACGCGUUGGUCACGUUGUUGGAGUCGUGUCUGCAUCACAAUUUGCAAGUGUCCGCCCGGGAUGAGGAUCCGCCCCACGCCAAAAUUUCCAGCGACAUUAUCUCUUGCAUUUUUCUGAAUUAUGGCAAGAAGUCGGUUAUGGAACGUGCCCUGCCGGUGGCGGUAAAAUUCCUGCACAAAGGAAACAAGGAGUUAUCCCGGAAUAUGGCCUCUUAUUUAUCACUCGCAGCAAUGGAACACGCCACCCUUUUAACACCCCACGUACAGCCCAUCAUGGAUUCGAUCAUUUCCGGCAACUAUCCUUUAUGCCGGGUCCUACCGAACAUUUACGAGGUGUCACCGGAUCCGUUUCCUGGCCACGUGAUGGCUCUGGUAUCUCUGUUACCUCAGUGCGACAACCAGGAGAAACUAGCCCUGCUGAACCUCUUCUCCCUCAUCGCCAAGGACAAUCCAUCAUUGCUGGAGGCCAGCGUGCCGCAGCUGUGCGAGUACCUCAGCAACUCGGUGACCGCGUCGCCGACCCUGCAAAUCUUCCUGCACAUGGCCGAGAAAAAGCCGGCCCUCCUGGCCGACCACGUGGGCGCCAUGAAGGAGGCGGCCGAGAAGCAUCCCCACACCGUGUGCCUGGCCGCCCAGGUGAUCGGGGCCAUCGGGAAGUUGAGUAAGGACAGGGCGCAAGAUGCGUUGAACUUCGUCCUGGAGUACUUGCCUAAGGCUGAUAAGGGGUCGCAGAGCACCUUGCUGAGGGAGGCCACCUUGUUGUGCAGCUCCUAUCCCGUCCUCUUCACCGAUAAGGUUUUGGUUGGGGUUAGGCAGAGGAAUCACGCCAGCACAAAUCAAAUCAACACGACUCAACAGCAGCAAAUUGUGUCUGGAGGUGUGACCAUAGUGAAAGUUGGAGGGCUACACCAAAACCAACAGCAGGGCUACACCAGAAGGGCUAAACUGGGCGACUCCAGGAGCACGGGGAGGCUGCACACUCCCUCCAACACCAACACACACCGCAGCAUGACCAGACUGAACAUCACCAGUGGGUCCAUUGGAGGGUUGCACAAAAGCAUGACUAGAUUGAGCUCUUCCCAGCAGAUCAACACGUUGACUAACCACACUUCUAGCAACGUCAUUGUGACCAACACCAACAAGUGGACACCAAGCAAUCACGUUUCUAGUGGAGGAGUUACAGUCACCACCAUAUCACCUCCAAAAAUACAACGUCCUUUAAGCCAAGGUCCUUUGACACUCGGCAACUCACAUACCCAGUCGCCAGUUUGUCCGUUGCUGCUGACGCCUCUGCACUUAAGGACCAGCAACUCAGUGACGGUUAGCUCCGGUUACACAGGUCCUGUGUCGAGUGGGCAAGUGUCAGUUUUGACAACGGGCCACAGUCACAUGAAUAAUACUCAAACGAUUCCUGUGGGGUCGAGCUUACGCAACCAGACGCCUCCACUGACUGACAGUUUAAGUGCCACCAACGCCGGGAGUGGUAACGUCAACAUAAGUGGCCCAACGACGGUGAUAGCAAGACGGGCCAACAACACGACCGUAACACUCAUCAACACCAACCAAAACUCCACGGAGAACCAAAGGAUGAGCGUGUUUGAGCCGUACCCGAUGCGUGACACCAUCCAGCACUUCUGCGAGAAACACCUGGACAAAAUAAAGUCGUACAUGGACAUGGUGUCGUUGAGGAUGCCGUCCCCUGCUAAGUGUACCAUCGAGGAGAAACGUCAGAAGAAGUCGGCCAAGCUGCAUUUCGCCUGCCAGAGCAGGGGCCAGCACUGUUUGUAUUCGAAGACUUAUUUCACGAUGAGGACCAGGAACCCCAAGAUUUGGAUACACCUCAUGUUUAUAUCGUUGCAGGCGAGACAUUCCCACGCGCUAAGUUCCCGGGACGCCCAAGUGGCCAGCCUGAAGCAUUGUUGGGACAUCCUGAAGUGCGAGAACAAAACGUUCCUGACGGUGGUGACGAGCGCCUUUCCCUGUGCAAAGGACCAGGAGAUCCUCAUAAACGAGCUCCGCUCAUCGGGAUACUUUGACGUCUUCCAAUUGUGUCCGAGGAAUCCGGACGAUCCGGUCGAGGGUGGUUUGGCGCUGAAAUGGGGAUGUUUUCUUUGCGCACAUCCCGAACGGGCGGUCGGUUUUCUCAGAGGUGAUGCACAGCCGGUUAUAGAGGGACAAUUAAAGGAGAAAAAGGGGAAGUGGCGGCUUUUCAGGAGGUGGCGGACAAGAUAUUUUACAUUGUCAGGGGCACAUUUGUCGUGUAGAGGCUCGAGCGGCGGCGAAUCAAUCGACGUGAACCAGAUCCGUUCGGUGAAGGUGUCGAGGGGCGCGAGGAACAUACCGAAGGCGUUCGAAAUAUUCACCGGCAACCAGACGUUGAUCCUGAAGCCGAAGGACGGCAAGAAUGCGGAGGAGUGGGUCCAGUGUUUGAACAUCGUGGUGGCCCACUCCCAUGCCAAGGAGCUGCCGGGCAAAAGCAAUUCGUUACCCGCACGGGGUAUCAGUUCUAGUCGAACAGUCAUUUGAAAGACCGACGGGGGGGCGACGUUCGUUUUUUAAUUUAUUCGUCACUGGAAUCGUGCGGACUUGAUGUUGAGGAUGAAGUACAAAAAACAACAUGUAGAACGUGUCAGGAGGAAGUUUUACACUUGAUGAGAUGAAGUCAAAUUUCAUUUUUGUUAAGUUGCUUUAAAUCACAUAUAUUUUUGUAUAUUUUUUAUUGUUAAUUUGUUUAUAUUUUAUACUCAGUUGUAUAGUAAAAUAAAUAUUUUAUUCAUUUUUAA
Messenger RNA from Aethina tumida (small hive beetle), 3317 nucleotides. RefSeq names its product protein melted (gene melt). Gene Ontology annotation, molecular function: phosphatidylinositol-5-phosphate binding. The transcript has 13 exons. Bases 265 to 3060 code for a protein of 931 amino acids. Gene Ontology annotation, cellular component: plasma membrane. Gene Ontology annotation, biological process: regulation of signal transduction. NCBI's taxonomy places the organism in Eukaryota, Metazoa, Arthropoda, Insecta, Coleoptera, Nitidulidae. The record is from RefSeq and is a predicted model, not a curated record.